AUGGAUAUUAUUCAAGGUAUUAUACAACCACCCAGGGUUCAAUCAGCUGAGGAAACAAUUCCAACUUUAUGUGACCGUUUGUCUAAUUCUACUCUAAUUAAUGACAGAAGAUCUGCAAUUCUAGGAAUUAAAUCGUUCAGUCGUCAAUAUAGGGAAACAGUAAUUGCGUCUGGUUUGAAGCCCCUUAUCAAAACCUUGCAACGUGAUCUGGUCGAUGAGGAUAUUGUCAAGGCUGUCUUAGAGACUUUAUUAAUUCUAUUCAUUAGAGGUGAUGGUGAUGAGGAUUUAACUCGUGAAUGGAUUUCACAACAAUCUCGUAUUCAAAAUGGUAAAUAUCCAUCACCCUUAGUAAUGAAAAGUGAGAAUCAACAAGCCGACCAAUUUUCUUUGUGGAUUGCUGAUGCUUUGACACAAUCUGAUGAACUUAUUCAUCUUAUUAUAGAGUUGAUGGAUACAUCCAAUUUUCACAUUAGGUUAUACACAAUCCAGUUGUUAGAAGCCAUCAUUGUAACAAGACCAGCAAGAGCUCGUAGUGCCAUUACCUCUUUACCUACAAGUAUAUCUACUAUAGCAUCAUUAUUAGAUGAUUCUAAUGAACUUGUUAGGGAUGAAGCAAUUUUACUAUUAAUGACAGUUGUCAAUGAUUCUCCCCAUGUUCAAAAAUUGGUCGCCUUUGAAAAUAUAUUUGAAAAAUUAUUCAUUAUUAUUAAUGAAGAAGGUGGUUUGCGUGGAUCUUUGGUUGUCAAUGAUUGUUUAUCAUUAAUUAUUAAUAUUUUAAAAUAUAACACUUCAAACCAAACAUUAUUCUUAGAGACAGGUCACCUUGCAAAAUUGGCUUAUAUACUAAACGAGCCUAUUACCGGGGAAGAAGAAUUUUUCUGGAACGAACAGAGAAUUGUUAACAUUAUCUCAGCUUUGGAUAUCGUAUCUCUAACGAUAGAGCCAGGUAUCUCUACAACAAGAAAACACCAAGAUUCAUUAUUAGAUGGGAAGGUUUUAAUGAUUACACUACGUUUAAUAUUUUACCAUAAUACACCUAAAGAAGUUAGAUCAAUAGCUCUAUUAACUACAGCUGAUAUGAUAAGAAAUAAUGAGAUAGCUCAAAAUGAAUUUAGGAAGGUAGAUGUUCCUUAUAUAGACCCUUCUUUACUUAAUGGCUCAAAAGCGAAAGAUGUCAUUUAUCUCCCGGUAAUAUCUUUAUUAGUCAAUUGGGCAUUAUAUGCUAAUUCUGUACACACAUUUGCAAUUAGAGGCGCUGCAAUCGAUUUACUAAAGGCAUAUUUCCACGGAAAUUCAGAAUUACAAGAAUUAUUUCUACAAGAUCAACUUGAGGAAUAUAAAAAUGAAAAUAAGAAGAGACAAAAUGAACAAUUAGCAGAUUUCAGGUCAAAUAUUUUUGAAGCUAUCCUAGAUUACGAUCCAGAUCUGAGGUUAAACCCAUAUAAGUUAUAUUUUGCAAGCGAGAUUGUAAUGUACUUUAUACAAGAAGAAAACCCUUCAAAUGCAUCCCAUAGAGAAGCGAUAAUUAAAGUAACCUCGGGUACCCAAUUAGAAGAUGAUACUGAUACUAUGAAUCCAAUUCAAACAUUAAGUGAGUUACUUCUCGCUAGUUUAAAUGAAAGCGAUAUUCGUAUUCCUAUCUUCUACACAUCUUUUCUAAUUGUCUGGUUAUACGCUGAUUUCAAUGCUGUAGAUGAUCUGUUAUCUAAUAAACCAAAUCUACAAUCUAUUUUAUCUUUUUCUUACCAAUUACAAGGUGAUGAUAUAACAAUUAAAUGUUUAGUUACUAUGUUACUAGGUGUGUCCUACGAAUUUUCGACGAAAAAUUCACCGUACCCUAGAGCAGAUUAUUACGCAUUUAUUACCAAAACUAUGGGUAUUGAUAAUUAUACUUCUAGGAUUAAACAAUUUAAGGAAGAUUCUUUAUUUGCUAAAGCCCAAACAGGUAUUGAUUUCAUCAAUCCUGAUAUUGAUGAAACUGGUUUACCGGAAGUUUACUUCAAUUCUUAUUUUAUUGAAUUAGUGCAAAAAAAUUAUUAUCGUAUCAAAGCUGCCCUUUCUCAUGAUCCAAAUGAAGAACCUGUUUCAACUUUAUCUUUUGAAAUCUUUGAAAAACUUCAAUCUGAUUGUACCAAUUUAAAAAAUUCCUUGAGUGCUUUAGAAAACGAUUCUUCUAGUAAAAUUGAUACUCUUGAAGAAAAAUUAACUGAAUUGCAAAAUGAUUUUAAUAUUCUUUCUGAGAAACACUCCAUCUUAUCAGGAGACAAUAUAUCUUUAAACAGUAAUUAUGAGAAUAUUAAAAAUGAACUAAACUCCAUUUCGGAACAACUUUCAAUGGCUUCAAAAGAAAAUGAAAAUCUUAAAGCUACCAAUGCUUCACAGGAGGUUGAUGUAAAAUCCCUUAAUAAAGAACUUAAUGAAAAAGAAAAAUCGAUAUAUGAAUUGGAAAAGCAGUUAAAUUUAACUAAAACAGAAAAAGAUAAAGCUCAAGAAGGAAUAAAUAAAAUGAAUAAUGAACUUCGUAAGUUAAUGACCUCCAUAGAUACUUUAAAUGAGGAUAAAAGUAGACUUCAAAAUGAAAUAAAACUCCAAAAAAUUGAACUUGAUGAUAAAGAGACUAAAAUCAAUUCUGAGAUGGAAAAAACUAGUAAAGAAUACGAUAACCUGAAAAAGUUGCUUGCUUUAAAAGAGGAGGAAAUAGAAGAACUAAAAUCGAAAUUAUUGAUUUCGGCCAGAGAUUUAAAAGAAUACAAAGGAAAAUUUCAGAGCCACGAUUCACUUGUGCCAAAAUUGACUGAAAAAUUAAAGACAUUGGCCACAAGUUUUAAAGAAUUAGAGAUUGAGCGUGAUGCGCUUCUCCAAAGUUUGAAAACGAAUGAAGAAAAUACAUCCUCAGAACUCUCGCUGUUAACUUCAAAGUUAGAUAUCAUCAAGUCAGAGAAUGCUACAUUAGAGAAGAAUAAGAAAACAUUACUUGAAAAUAUUUCUAACUUAGAAUCAAAAAUAGAAGACAUGAUUACUGCUCAUACAAAUGAAAAGAAGGCUUUAGAGGAAUCCAAAGAAGAAUUAGAGGAAUUUGUUAUUAGUUUAAAUGAACAGUUAGAAGAUUUAGAGACAUCCAAAUUAGAGAGUUCCAAUAAGGCGUCUGAAUUGGAAGCUAAAAUAAAAUCAUUUAAUAAUGAAGUAAAUAGUUACAAAAAUCAAUUGGAUACAGCUAAUAAUUUGAUUUCCAAACUACAAAUAUCCUUAGAUGAGGCAAACUCUAAAAUAGAACAACUAGAAGAGGAUAAAGUUUCUGAUUUGAAAAAUUUGACUAAGAAAGAUCAAAAGUUGGAAGCGAGAGAUAAUGAAUUAUCAAAUGCUAAACUACAAAAUGAUGAGCUACUUAGAGAACGACAAUCCCUAAAAGAUGAACUUUUGUCAACUAAGGAAAAAUUUAACUCAGUAAACGAUGAUUUAGAAGAACUAAAUUCCAAAUAUGUUACGAUUGAAGAAGAAAAAAGGACCCUUGAAAAUUCCAUAAACGAAAAUCAGUUUACAAUAAAAGAGUUGAAGGAUAACAUUUCAGGAUUAACCAAUGAUUAUAAUGCGUUAGAAAGUUCUAAAUUGGAUUUAGAAGAAGAACUUUCUUCACAGACUACUGAACUUGAUCAAAAAGAUACUUCAUUAGCUGAACUGUCGAAGAAAUUAGAAGAGAUAAGUUCCGAAAAAUUAAAACUUAACAGUUUGUUACAGAAUACUGAAACUAAUCUAAAGGAUUUAGAAAAGGUAAAUGAAGAUAAAGAAAUAAGAAUUCAAAGUCUCGAAAAAGAAUUGAAAGUAGUCAAAAGUAAUUCUAAAGAAACAGAUAAUAAGCUACAAGAAUUAAGUGAUAAGCAUGACCAAAUGUCCAGAGAAUAUGAAAUAUUAAAAGCUGACAAAGAGAGCUUAUUGAACUCUAAAGAAAAGCUUUAUAAACAAUACAAUGAUAAUGUUGAAAAGAUUAAUAACUAUGAGGAGUCUUUGAAGCAAUUAAAAAAAGAGAAAACAACAUUGCAAGCCAACUUAAAGACUACAGAAGCAGAAUUAAAUGAUUUACAAGAAAAAUAUUCUGCGAAUGUGAACUCUUAUAACGAUAUCAUAUCAGAAAAAGACAAGUUAACUGAGGAGAUUAAACUUUCAGAUGACAAGAUUAAAGAGUUAGAAUUAGUAUUGGAAGAGAAAGAUAAGGUAAUAACUAACCAAAAUGCUGAAAUUAAAAAUAUAAAAUUAGACUUUGAAGAAAAGGGAAACGAUUAUAAAAGAACAAUAGUAGAUUUGAAAGCAAAACUUUCAGAUCUAACCAAAGAAAGCGCCGAAUCUAAGUUACUAAUGGAGAAAACCAUUAAAGACCUUGAGAAAAAUAUGGAAACUUUAAAAUCUGAAAGUGUUAUAUCCUCGAAUCUUUCAACAGAAAGAAUAACUAGCUUAGAGUUAGAAAUUGCAAAAUUAACAGAAGAGAAGAAAAUUAAUCAAACUAAUUUUAAUGAUAAAAUCAGCGAAUUAAAGUCCGAUAUAAUUAAUUUAGAAAAGGAAAAGGAUGAUAGUAAGGAAAAAAAUAAGACAGAAUCUGCAGAAUUAAAGUCAGAAAUUGAAGAGUUACAAAAUAAAAAUUUUAAAAUGAUAGAAGAACACACCAUUACCUUAGAUGCACUAAAAACUGAUGUAGAAAGAUUAGAGAAAGCCAAGGAAGAUUUUCAAGUACAAAAUAAUUCUCUAACUUCUGAUCUGGAAACUAAGAAUGAAUUAUUGCAUAAACUAAAAGAAAAAUCGGCUAACACAAUAUCUUCAUUGAAGGAAGAUCUUGAAACACAAAACUUACAAUUAAAGGAAAAAACAAAAUGUGCUGAAGAGUCUGCUAUUGAACUAUCUAAUAUUUCUAAAGAUCUCAAUGAACUAUCGGCAAAAUACGAAUCCUUAAAUUCUAAAUUGUCACUCAAACAAGAUGCUUUAUCUGAAAUUACAAAUGAAAAUGCUGAACUAAAUUCACAAUUAGAGAAACAUAAAGAAGAAAUAGCAGAUUUGAAUUCUUCAUUAAAUGAUAUUAAUUCUAGAUUAGAUUUGAAGAUUAAAAAUUUUGAUAGUAUUGAGUCAAAAAAUUCUGAUCUGGAGAAGGAGUUAUUAAAAGUUAACGAGGAGCUGGCACAUCUCAAGGAAUCAUCUUCAAAGACAAUAUUAUCUCUAAACGAUAAAAUAACCUCCUUAUCUGAAGAAUUUGAAAAAGAAAGAACACAACUAACCGAAGGAUCGGAUUCUAUUACAAAGGAAUAUUCUGAGAAGAUAAAUAGGUUAGAAGAAUCACUAAGAAAAGUGGAAUUAGAUAAAGACAAGGAAACAUUAGAAUAUAAGAACAAACUGACAUCUAUCAUUGAUCAAUUGUCAGAGACCGAGAAAGAUCUUACAGCCGCAGAGGAGGACAAAAAAAUAUUAACAGAGACUCUAAAUGAUCAAAAAACUUCUUUAGAUAAGAGUCACGAAGAGUUAGAAUUAUUAAAUAAACAAUUAUCUGAUGCAUUAAGUGACGCACAAUCAAAAGUGAACUGUAUAUCUGAACUUCAAUCCAAUAAUGAAGCUCUUAUAAAAGAGGUUGAAAGUUUGCAUUUGCAAAUAACAGAUCUAGACUCCAAAUUAAAUGAAGCUAACGUAAAUUCUAAUUCCAAGGAAAAUGAAAUAUCGGAUCUGCUAAUAAAAGCAAAAGAUAAUUCUGAUCAAUUAUCAGAAAUGCAUUCAAGAAUAAAAACCCUAACUAAUGAAUUUGAACUUAACGAAAAAUUGUUAAAUGAAAAAUCUGAAGAAUUAUCAGCCAUUAAAGCUGUGACUGAAGGAAAAGAAAAUGAAAUAAAGAAAUUAACUCAAGAAUUAGCUUUAUCGGAGGAAGAAAUCGCUGUCAUUAAAUCAAAAUUGAAAAACUCUGAUGAAACUGCCGCUUCAACUGAGAGGAAACUUUUAGAAACUAAAGAAAUUCUUAGCCAAAUGCCAACAGACCUCACCACUGCGAAUAAAGAUAAAUCUGACUUAAGUAUUCAACUCACAGAAACGAAAAAACAACUUGACGUCUUAAAUUUACAGAUAAAUGAAAACGGUGAUUUACUUUCAAGUAAAAUUGAGUCACUUAAAGAAAAAGAGGAUCAGCUGGAAAAAUUACAAAUUGAGUCUGAUAAUUCCAAAGAAGAAAUAGAAAAACUGAAACAUCAGCUUUCAAAACUUUCUGAGAAUCAUGAUAGUAUUUUAUUGGACAAAAAUGACUUAGAAGCGAAGGUGCAUGAUUAUGAAAACGCAAUUGCUGAACGUGAAAAUGAAGUCAAGAGGUAUCAACUCUUAUUAAAUGAGAAAGAAAGAACUUCCAAUGAUUUUAAAGAUAAAAUUACCGUAGCAGAAGAAGAGAUACAUAGUUUAAAAUCCGAAUUAGAUCGAUUAAAAAUUGCGUUUGACGAACAAAAAAAGAGCUUGGAUCUCGCCAGUGAAGAAAAAUACAACACAAAUUCGAUAUUAGAAGAUAAAUUAAGAAUUAGUAGAGACAAUUUUGAGAAGCAGUUAUCUGAAAAAGAUGAUAAAAUUUCUGAGUUAAUUAUAGCAAACACCGAUGCUACAGAAAAAUACUCCUCAUUGCAAACGGAAAUACAGUCAUUAAAACAUUUAAUUGAUGAGAUUAAAGAAGAGAGAGAUUUAUACGAAAGUAACAAUAAGAAUAAGAAUGAUACUAUCAAAGACCUAACUGCUAGCAUUGCAAACAUUAAAAGUGACUGCAAAAUGAAAAUAUAUGAAAAGGAUGAAGAGAUUGAAUUAUUAAAGGCCAAUACCAAAUAUGAAGAACGUAGAUUAGACGAAGAGCUUACUUCACUUAAACAGAAGUAUGAUGAUUUGAAGUCGAAAAGUACAGAAGAAGCAAUUUUAUUGAAAGAUAAGUUACAACAUAAAGCAUUAAAUAUCGAGACGUUAAAUACAGAAAUUACUAGGCUUGAGACUAAUAUUUCUGAGUUGAACUUGGAUACAUCGAAGUUUAAAUCUCUAAAUGAAGACAUACUAUUAAAGCAAUCUGAUAAUGAUUCUUUAUCAAAAAAAAUAGACGAAAUAGUGAAAGAAAAGACUGACCUAAAAUCAGCAAACGAAGAAUUAGUUAUUAAAAGUAGAACCCUAGAAGAAGAAAUGAAAGAACUAUCAAAUUCUAAGAAUGCUUUACAAGCUGAGCUUAAAACACUUUCAAAAUUAAAAGAGGAAAAAGAAAUCCAAACUUCAUUGAAUGAGAAAUCAAAGGAAGAAAAUAUUCAGUUAUCAAAGAGCAAUGAUGAAUUACAAUCAAAAAUUGCAGAGUUAAACAAGGAUUCAAUGGAACAAAAGCGAUUACUUGACAAAUCUAGACAAGAUUUAUCAGAGCUCGAUAUUCUCAAAGAACAAAUAAAAAUACUACAAAAAGAAAAUACAGAAUUAAAAGACAACCAAAAUGAUAGUUCAGAAGUUGAUGAUUUAAUGCUAUUAGUUACCGAUUUAGAUGAAAAAAAUACCUUUUAUAAGAAAAAAUUGGAAGAGCUAGGAGUCAAUUUCUCUUCUGAUGAGGAGGAGGAUGAGGAUGAUGAAGAUAGCGAUCGCGCUUAA
This is a messenger RNA of Tetrapisispora phaffii CBS 4417, 7611 nucleotides long. It is a transcript of the gene USO1, whose product is annotated as Uso1p. Bases 1 to 7611 code for a protein of 2536 amino acids. Gene Ontology annotation, cellular component: endoplasmic reticulum; Golgi stack; Golgi membrane. Lineage: Eukaryota; Fungi; Ascomycota; Saccharomycetes; Saccharomycetales; Saccharomycetaceae. The transcript has a single exon. The record is from RefSeq and is a predicted model, not a curated record. Gene Ontology annotation, biological process: intracellular protein transport; transcytosis; vesicle fusion with Golgi apparatus.